Messenger RNA from Rangifer tarandus platyrhynchus (Svalbard reindeer), 2326 nucleotides. Lineage: Eukaryota; Metazoa; Chordata; Mammalia; Artiodactyla; Cervidae. The record is from the annotation of a GenBank genome assembly.
AUGAGCCCAAACAGGUCUCAAGAGGAAAGCACUGAGGGAGAUGCCAGGAGAACAGAGCGGAAGCCCACGACAAAAGAUGCUUUCAAGGACAUUUCCAUAUACUUCACCAAGGAAGAAUGGGCAGAGAUGGGAGAAUGGGAAAAAAUCCGAUACAGGAAUGUGAAAAGGAACUACGAAGCGCUGAUUGCUAUAGGUUUCAGAGCCACAAGACCAGCUUUCAUGCCUCACUGCAGGCAGGUCAUAAAACCCCAGGUAGAUCACACUGAGGAUUCUGAUGAAGAAUGGACACCAAGGAAGCAAGGUAAACCUUCUGGGAUGGCCUUCAGAGGGAAGCACAGUAAACACCAGAAGAGAACAACCAGGGGACCAUUAAAUAAGGUAUCUCGUUUGAAGAAAUUGCCGGGAGCAGUGAAAUUGCAGAAGAAAAGUGGCUCCAAACAGGCUCAGAAACCAGUGCCCCCUCCCAGAGAAGCAAGGACCUCUGGACAGCACCCCAGACACAAAGUCGAACUCAAAAGAAAGGAGACUGAAGUGAAGAGGUACAGUCUGCGAGAGAGAAAGGGCCAUGUGUACCAAGAGGACAGCGAGCCCCAGGAUGAUGACUACCUCUAUUGUGAGGAAUGUCGGAACUUCUUCAUCGACAGCUGUGCUAUCCAUGGGCCCCCAACCUUCAUAAAGGACGCUGCAGUGGAAAAGGGGCAUGCCAACCGCGCAGCCCUCACUCUGCCCCCUGGGUUAAGAAUCAGACGGUCGGGCAUCCCUAAGGCUGGGCUUGGAGUGUGGAAUGAGGCAUCCGAUCUGCCGCUGGGCCUGCAUUUUGGCCCCUACGAGGGUCAGAUCAUACACAAUGAAGAGGCCUCCCACAGUGGAUACUGCUGGAUGGUCACAGGGAAAAACAGCUACGAGUAUGUGGAUGGAAAGGACAAGUCUUUGGCCAACUGGAUGAGGUAUGUGAACUGUGCCCGGGAUGAUGAGGAGCAGAACCUGGUGGCCUUGCAGUAUCAUGGGAAGAUCUUUUAUCGAACCUGCCAGGUGGUCAGGCCAGGCUGUGAGCUGCUGGUCUGGUACGGGGACGAGUAUGGCAAGGAACUCGGCAUCACGCAGGACAGCAGGGGGAAGAGCAAGCUCUCGGCCAGGAGAGAACCAAAGCCCAAGAUCCACCCAUGUGCCUCCUGCUCUCUGUCCUUCUCCAGUCAGAAAUUCCUCAGCCAACAUGUCCAACACAGUCACCCCUCUCAGAUCCUCCUGAGACUAUCUUCAAGAGACCACCUCCAACCAAAGGAUCCCUGCCCAGGCAAUCAAAUUCAGCAGGAGCGAUGUUCCGGUCCACACAGCCCGAGUGACAAACCAGAGGGUCGAGAGGCCAAGGAAAGGCCCCAUCCUUUGCUGAAAGGCCCCAAACUUUGCCUAAAGCUGAAGAGGAUUUCAAUGGCCUCUUCCUAUUCACCCAAAGGACAAAUGGGGGGUUCUGAGGUGCAUGAGAGAAUGGCAGAAGAGCCCAGCACAAGCCAGAAACUGAAUCCAGAGGACACAGGCAAAUUACUCAUGGGGGCAGGGGUCUCAGGGAUUAUAAGAGUCAAGUACGGAGAGCAUGGGCAAGGCUCCAAGGAUAGGUCAAGUAUAAUCACACAUGAGAGGACACACACAGGGGAGAAGCCCUAUGUUUGCAAUGAGUGUGGGCAAAGCUUCAGGGCGAGGUCAAGUUCAACCAGGCAUAAGAGGACACACACAGGGGAGAAGCCCUAUGUUUGUGGGGAGUGUGGGAAAAGCUUCAGCCAGAAGACCCAUCUCAUCACACACCAGAGGACACACACAGGGGAGAAGCUCUAUGUUUGUGGGGAGUGUGGGAAAAGCUUCACUCAUAAGUCAAAUCUUAAUCAACAUCAUAGGACACAUACAGGGGAGAAGGCCUAUGUUUGUGGGGAGUGUGGGAAAAGCUUCAGCUGGAAAUCAAGUCUCAUCGCACACCAGAGGACACACACAGGGGAGAAGCCCUAUGUUUGCGGGGAGUGUGGGAAAAGCUUCAGCCAGAAGACCCAUCUCAUCACACACCAGAGGACACACACAGGGGAGAAGCUCUAUGUUUGUGGGGAGUGUGGGAAAAGCUUCACUCAUAAGUCAAAUCUUAAUCGACAUCAUAGGACACAUACAGGGGAGAAGGCCUAUGUUUGUGGGGAGUGUGGGAAAAGCUUCAGCUGGAAAUCAAGUCUCAUCACACACCAGAGGACACACACAGGGGAGAAGCCCUAUGUUUGUGGGGAUCAUCACAGCAUCUGGACUCGAUUCAAUCACAAGGGUCCAGUUCUCAGCCCUGCCCUCAGCAGCU